GUGGAAAAUUUACAGCCAGAAAUAAAAAACAUUGCAAGGCAUCUUAACCAAGAAGUUGCAGUUCUUGCAAAUCAGUUGAGGUGGUCCAAAAGAGUUGCCAGGCUCACUUAUCUAAAGAAUAUGCGGAGGCUUGUUUCAGAGCUGUAUGUUCGGGAUAACUGCCAUCCUUUCAAAGCCACUGUAUUGGUCUGGAUUCAGUUUCCAAUGUGGAUCUUCAUGUCUGUUGCUCUCCGGAAUUUUAGCACAGGGGCAACACAUUCAGAAGGGUUUUCUGUUCAGGAACAGUUAGCUACUGAUGGAAUCCUGUGGUUUCCUGACCUCACUGCACUGGAUUCUACUUGGAUCCUGCCUAUUUCCAUUGGUAUCGUCAAUUUAUUAAUAGUGGAGGUCAGUGGUUUUAGAUGAGAUUUGUUUGCCAUUUAAAUUAUUGGGAUCUUUGUUGCUGUUCCAACAUCAAAUAUAAAUGUGUUUAAGUUGGUAGUGAUAUUCUAACUCUGAGCUAGAAUUGAGAUUUCUUGGUUUUUGGUCAUAGAUCAGCUGUUGGCAAGUCUUAGACCAGUUCCUUAACCUCUCUGGGGGCCAGAAUGCUCAUAAUUAAAAUGGAAGAGCUGAAUUAGAACACUUCCCAAGUCUCUUUCAGCUUUACAAUUAUAUGAAUCUAACAUACACAAUUUUGUGAUUUGUUUUUGGUAAAGACAGUAAUUAAAAUGGUUAAUCAGUCUGGUUGUAUUCUCACUGUAGAUUAGUGUUUCGUGUAUUUAUUUAAAAUGUAAAUUUGCAAGUAGGAAACAUAGUAUCUGAUUGUCUUUUUUUUAGGUGUAUAUGCCCUUAGAAAGUCAGUACUUCUUAUGUGAUGGAGUAGAAAAACACAUACAUAUAAAAUAGGAUCUGUCAACCAUGUCUUACCAUUAUCCCAUGGUGUGUUACUCAACAGUUUAGGGGAAGCAAGCCUUUAAUUGUAUAAAGAGCUGUUGUCGAUUGAGUAGAACAUAGAUUCUUUGAACUGGAAGAAACCUUAGAAAUGAUCCUAGAACCCCAUCUCAGAGACCCAUCACUGGUCUCUGUUUGGGAAAUUGAAUACACCCCUUAUUUAUUUAUUUAUUUUUAGAUUUUAUUUAUUUAUUAGAGAGAACAAGCAGGGGGAGCAGCAGAGGGAGAGGGAGAAGCAGACUCCCCACUGAGCAGAGAGCCUAACAUGGGGCUCCAUCCCAGGACCCUGAGAUCAUGACCUGAGGCGAAGGCAGACUCUUAACCGACUGAGCCACCCAGGUGCCCCACACCUCUUAUUUUUUCAAAUGAGAAAAAUGAAGAUGAUACUGUAAUGUCUUGGAUUAGAGUUUCUUGAGAAAAGACUCCAUGUAUAGUCUAAAUGUGUUUCCCUAAGGUCACCUAGCACAAUCGAAUG
Ailuropoda melanoleuca (giant panda) is the source of this 1405-nucleotide messenger RNA. RefSeq names its product cytochrome c oxidase assembly protein COX18, mitochondrial-like. The annotation marks the transcript as partial. Gene Ontology annotation, cellular component: mitochondrial inner membrane. Gene Ontology annotation, molecular function: membrane insertase activity. The record is from RefSeq and is a predicted model, not a curated record. Lineage: Eukaryota; Metazoa; Chordata; Mammalia; Carnivora; Ursidae. The transcript is spliced from 3 exons. Gene Ontology annotation, biological process: mitochondrial respiratory chain complex IV assembly; protein insertion into mitochondrial inner membrane from matrix.